This is a messenger RNA of Acinonyx jubatus (cheetah), 3621 nucleotides long. It is a transcript of the gene CA9, whose product is annotated as carbonic anhydrase 9. Gene Ontology annotation, cellular component: plasma membrane. NCBI's taxonomy places the organism in Eukaryota, Metazoa, Chordata, Mammalia, Carnivora, Felidae. The record is from RefSeq and is a predicted model, not a curated record. Gene Ontology annotation, molecular function: zinc ion binding; carbonate dehydratase activity. The transcript has 11 exons. Bases 2090 to 3454 code for a protein of 454 amino acids.
UGCAAUGUCAUGCUCUUGGAACAGUUGUGGUUUGACAAACACAAGUCAUUGACAAUGAGCUCCCUGAGGGCAGGGAAGGCGUCUUAGUCAAUUUGGUUUUUCUCAAGUCCUGGCAAGGUGAUCUGCAGAGAGAAAAAUGUUCAAUAAUAGUUAGCGAAUAAAAGAUUUAAUCAAAUACUGGACCCUGCCCUUAUGGAACUCAAGGCUAUUAGACCAGAUAAAAUGUAAUAAAUCACCAUAAUAUAAAUUGGAUGGUGGGCAAGGUAAUCAGCAAGGGCAGGCAAAGAACUGGGGUGGUUCAGAGGCACCAGAAAUCUCUUCCUGUGGUAUAGAGUGGAGGAGGUGGCCUUUGAGCUGAGUCUUGAACCACAGAAGGUAUACAAACGAGAGAGUAAAACUAUUUAACAGGGUAGUGGGUGCACAAGUACUGAUUCAUGUACUAGAAGCUGGUUGGGACAUUCAAAUGGGGUCCUUGGGCCUCUGCUGUUCCAGGCAUUACCUCUUUAGAUAAGAGAUCAUUAGAGUCCCCAGGAAGAAGUGAGGUAGCAGAGCACCCGGAAGCUAGGGGCUAGUUCUCAACAGGGUUAGAAAUACUUCAAUAUAUUUCUCUAAUCCAUACAACGAAACUGGUACAUAUGUGCUGAAUGGUAGCCCCAGAUACGAACUUCCUGAGAUGGCCUGACUCUCUUCUGGUUUGUUGAAGCCAUAGAAACCUUAUUAGAAUGUGAGCUACAGAAAGAAAGAAAAAAAAAAAAAAAAGAAUGUGACCUACAGAACAGUAGAGGCUGUUCUCUAGUUCAAUGCUGUAUCCCUAGGGCUUAGAAUGGUCCCUGGAGAAUUGGAGGAGUCUCAAUAAAUGUUUCUCAAAUGAGUAGGCAGACUGGGAACCCCAAGUCUUGGGGUCCUUUUACUUUUCAUCUCCUUGCACCCACUCUUCCCUUCCAAUCCAUGUUGCACACUAGCCAUCAACACAACCUAGUAUGAGACUUGGAUUCUGUCAUUCUCUUGCACAAGAUAUUUGAUGCCUUUCCUUUGCACAAAAUACCACUCUCCCCGUUGUUUUUAGUAAUUGAAUUUCUACUUCUUCAAAGUCCUGAUCAAAUUUUGCCUACUCCUGUAUUACUUUCUGAGGCAAAAUUGAUCUCUCUCCCCUGAAUAUUGUGAUAGUGUUUGCCCUCACUCACUAGACAGUGAGCUCCUUAGGACAGGGACUGUGUUUUAUUCAUUUCUGUACCUUUAGUCCAUAGGCCAGUGCUGGACAUAGUGGAUGCUAAAUAAUUGUUAAAUAUAAGAGUGACACUAGAUGAACAAAGGUGGUCAAAAGUCUGGGGGGCGGGGUGAAAAUGAAUAGUUUAAUUUGAAUGGAGUAUGAGGGAGAGUAGUAGGAGAUAAAAUGGAAAGGCUUCUUGGGUAAGAUUUUGAAGGGACUUGGAAGUCAACUAGAAGAAGAAGGUGGACAGAUGGAAGCCAAUGAAGGUUUUUUGAGCAGAGGUGUAAUAUGAUAAAUAAAUUUAGUUUAAGCCCAUCAGAGUCCCUCUCCUACAUAUAUUCAGUUUUCCAUUUAUAUUCAGAUUAGCCUCCCACCUGCCUAUCUGUCCACGCACCCCAGGCCUCCCCAGCAGUUUGUCCUACCCCUUUACCUGCUCCUUGUCUGGGCCAGGGAGAUAUACAUGGGCUGCUUCCCCUCUUAGCCAGAAGCUGUGGGGGCCCCAGCUCCCUGUCUUUCCCCCUCUCUGCCUGGGGCUGGGAAGCAGGCCAGGGUUAGCUGAGGCUGGCUGGUGAGCAGCUGGGCGGUGCCAGGGGGAGCCUGUGCCAGGUGGUGCCUUGGGUUCCAGGCUGAGCCUGUGACCCCGAUAACCUCCUGCCUGUGCACAUACCUGCCCCUCACUCCACCCCCACCCAGGCUUUGGUAUCGGGGAAGGGGCAUAGGGCCAGGCAGACCCACGGGACUUUGGCUCCAUCUCUACAAAAGGGCCCUCUGUGAGUCAGCCUGCUCCCCUCCAGGCUUGCUCCUCCCCCACCCAGCUCCUGUUUCCGAUGCACGUACAGCCCGUACACACUGUGUCUGGGACACCCCACAGUCAGCCGCAUGGCUCCCCUGUGCCCUAGUCCCUGGCUCCCUCUGUGGAUCCCGGCCCCUUCCCAGGGCCCUGCUGUGCAACUGCUGCUGUUACUGCUGCUCCUGGUGCCUGCCCAUCCCCAGAGCCUGCCCCGGAUGCAGGGGGCACCUGGGUUGGGAGGAGAUUCAUCUGGGGAAGAUGAUCAACUGGAUGGGGAGAACCCACCCAGUGAAGAGGAUCCACCUGGAGAGGAGGAUCCACCUGGAGAGGGGGACCCACCUGGAGAGGACCCAUCUGGAAUGAAGACUGAACCAGGAGAAGAGGACUCUCUGAAGUUAGAGGAUCUACCUACUGUUGAGGUACCCAAGGAUACUCAAGGCUCCCAGAAUAAUGCCCACAGGCACAACAAAGGAGAUGACCACAGUCAUUGGCGCUAUGGAGCCGACCCGCCCUGGCCCCAGGUGUCCCCAGCCUGCGCAGGCCGCUUCCAAUCACCGGUAGAUAUCCGCCCGGAGCUCGCCGCAUUUUGCCCCGCCCUGCAACUCCUGGAACUCCGAGGCUUUGAGCUCCCGCCUCUCCCAGAACUGCGCCUGCGCAACAAUGGCCACACAGUGCAACUGACCCUGCCUCCGGGGCUGGAAAUGGCUCUGGGUCCCGGGCGGGAGUACCGGGCCCUGCAGUUGCAUCUGCACUGGGGGGCUGCGGGUCGCCCGGGCUCGGAGCACACGGUUGACGGCCACCGUUUCCCUGCCGAGAUCCACGUGGUUCACCUCAGCACUGCAUUUGCCAAAGUUGAUGAGGCCUUGGGGCGCCCGGGGGGACUAGCCGUGCUGGCCGCCUUUCUGCAGGAGGGCCCAGAAGAAAACAGCGCCUAUGAGCAGUUGCUGUCACAUUUGGAAGAAAUUGCUGAGGAAGACUCAGAGACUUGGGUCCCAGGACUGGAUGUAUCUGCACUGCUGCCCUCUGACCUCAGCCGCUACUUCCGCUAUGAGGGGUCUCUAACCACACCCCCCUGUGCCCAGGGGGUCAUCUGGACUGUGUUCAACCAGACAGUGAGGCUGAGUGCUAAGCAGCUCCAUACCCUCUCUGCCUCCCUGUGGGGACCUGAUGAUGCUCGGCUACAGAUGAACUUCCGAGAGACGCAGCCGUUGAAUGGGCGAAUGAUCGAGGCCUCCUUCCCGGCUGGAGUGGAGAGCAGCCCCAGGACCGUUGAGCCAGUCCACCAGAAUCCCUGCCUUGCUGCUGGUGACAUCCUGGCCUUGGUUUUUGGCCUCCUCUUUGCCGUCACCUGCAUCGCCUUCCUUGUGCAAAUGAGAAGGCAGCAGAGACUCCGAAGUGGGACCAAAGGGAAUGUUAGCUACCACCCAGCAGAGGUCACCGAGACUGUUGCCUAGAGUCCUUGGAACUUGGAGAAUGUGCAGAGAAGCCAGCCAGAAGAAUCUGAAGGGGAGCUGGAGACUGUCCUGUCCUACCCUUUACAUCACUUCCUUUUUAAGGUCCAAAUAUUAUUUUAAAUAAAAGUUUCUAAUAAAAUAUAUGGAAGGCAGCUUUGUUCUCUAAA